GCCUUUCCGGAUCGCUUCGCGGCUGGUAUGACUUUGCGCGCGUGGAGAAUGUGAAAAGUGACGCGGGCGGGGGGAAAAUUUUUCCCCUCGUUCAACGCUGCUUCGAGCCCUGCCCACCUCCCUUUUUGGAGAGACAUUUCGCAUUCGUGCUCGGCGCCCCCAAUCGUGAUGAUGAUGAUGAUCAGCACCAGCGUUCAAAGUCACCUCUGCGCGCCGCCCCCCUUGGCGCCUCUCAAGCUCCAUGCUGAAGCCCCUCCCCCUCCUCCCGAAUCGCUUCCUCACUUUUCUUUGCCUCUUCCUCGCGACAUCAAGCUUACGCGUCCGGCGAGCCCAAAAGACGCUUCUACCCCUUCCUCAGCACUUUUGUCGCCUACAUCGGUCUGAUCGGUACAGCA
This is a messenger RNA of Ceraceosorus guamensis, 395 nucleotides long. RefSeq lists its product as hypothetical. The record is from RefSeq and is a predicted model, not a curated record. The transcript has a single exon. Lineage: Eukaryota; Fungi; Basidiomycota; Exobasidiomycetes; Ceraceosorales; Ceraceosoraceae. The coding region runs from base 169 to 384 and encodes 71 amino acids.